Molecule: messenger RNA, 717 nt
Organism: Anisakis simplex (herring worm)
Lineage: Eukaryota; Metazoa; Nematoda; Chromadorea; Rhabditida; Anisakidae
Source: the annotation of a GenBank genome assembly
AUGUACGCGAAGAUCCGUUUCGAAGAACAUUCCCAAAUAAAAGGCAAUCGGUCGUUCGGUGGACCGUUAGUCACCAACAUGGAACAACCAAAAUCAUCGCUGAGAUCUGUGGCGUUCGUUGCGGUCGUUUUCUCGACAGUUGCUGUCACAGCAUGCAUUUUCACAUUCCCUAUGGUCUUCCAUUAUGUUCAAACACUUCAAGCUAGUGUUCAGAGUGAAGUGGCGUACUGUAAGAGUAGAUCGAGGGACAUGUGGCGUGAGAUGAUUGAGAUGGCACCGCACGGUGAAGAGGAUGCGCUCGAUAUCCUGAUGCGUUCCACGCGUCAAGCCGAGGCACAAUGCUGCACUUGUCAACAGGGACCACCCGGACCCGAUGGACCACCAGGUCAACCCGGAAAAGAUGGUGCACCUGGUGUCGGACCUGGACCACCAGGACCACCUGGNGCUCAUGCGAUAAAUGGUAUUGAUGGACCACCAGGACCUCAAGGACCACCUGGUCCACCUGGACCCAAUGGUCAGCCCGGAACACCAGGUCAACGUGGACCACCCGGUGAACCAGGACAACUCAUUCCUGGUGACCGACCACCGCCAGGACCUCCUGGACCACCAGGAAGACCUGGUCCACCAGGAGAGCCAGGUCGUCCUGGACCACCCGGACGUGAUGGAGAAAACGGACCAUCAGGAAACCCUGGAGAACCAGGACCACGUGGUAAGUAG